Saccostrea cuccullata (small rock oyster) is the source of this 1128-nucleotide messenger RNA. Its product is annotated as actin-3-like. NCBI's taxonomy places the organism in Eukaryota, Metazoa, Mollusca, Bivalvia, Ostreida, Ostreidae. The coding region runs from base 1 to 1128 and encodes 375 amino acids. The record is from RefSeq and is a predicted model, not a curated record. The transcript is spliced from 2 exons.
AUGAGCAAGAGAGUAGCAGCAUUAGUUUUUGACAAUGGAACUGCGAUGUUCAAAGCUGGAUUUGCCGGAGAAGAUAUCCCCAAAGCUGUGUUUCCCUGUACGGUUGGAUACCCCAAAAAUGAGAAAAUGAAAGUUUGGUUGAACCUGAAGGACAGCUUCGUAGGAGACAAUGCCCAAAGAAGCAGGGGUAUACUUGCUCUCAAGUAUCCAAUCGAACACGGCAUCGUCACUAAUUGGGACAACAUGGAGAAAAUUUGGCAUCACACUUUCUACAAUGAACUCCGUGUUGCCCCAGAGGAACACCCUGUUCUAUUAACCGAAGUUCCUUUCAACCCCAAGGACAACCGAGAAAGAAUGACACAGAUUAUGUUUGAAACAUUUAAUAUCCCAGCCAUGUACGUCGCUAUCCAGGCAGUUCUUUCUUUACAUGCAUCCGGUCGUAAAACUGGAAUCGUUCUGGAUUCUGGGGAUGAUGUUACUCACGUAGUACCCAUUUAUGAGGGUUUUGACCUUCCGCAUGCUACUAUUAGAUUUGAUAUUGCUGGACGCGAUCUGACCGGUUACCUUAUGAAAAUCCUCACAGAUCGUGGUGACUCUUUCACAAAAACAGCUGAACUAGAAACUGUCAAAGACAUAAAAGAGAAAUUGUGCUACUUUGCCCUUGACUUUGAACAAGAAAUGACAACAUCUGCGACCUCGACCUCCCUGGAGAAGAGCUACGAACUUCCUGAUGGUCAGUUCAUUACCAUCGGAAACGAGCGAUUCCGAUGUCCAGAGGCCAUGUUCAAACCAUCUUUACUAGACUUGAAAUCUUCUGGUAUACAUGAAAUAACAAACAACAGCAUUUUGAAAUGCGACGUUGAUAUCCGUAAGGAUUUGUACGCUAAUACAGUUUUGUCUGGGGGUUCAACCAUGUACCCAGGUAUUGCCGACCGUAUGCAGAAAGAAAUCACUGCCUUGGCUCCGUCCACAAUGAAGGUUAAGAUCAUCGCUCCACAAGAGAGGAAAUACUCUGUCUGGAUGGGUGGUUCUAUUCUUGCUUCCUACUCCACCUUCCAAGAGAUGUGGAUCAGCAGGCAAGAAUAUGACGAAUUUGGUCUUUCCAUUGUACACAGAAAGUGUUUCUAG